AUUCGCGGAAGUGGCAGGAGAGGCAACUCAAACGACGGAGAAGAGUUUGGUGUUUAUUCUCGGAUCAGAGAGGACGAACCGGUCCGAAGCCUUUUGAAAAUGUCGGAUUUUGACAACAACCCGUUCGCGGAGCCCGCCGGCGACAACCCGUUCAAUGACCCGUCGGUCACACAGGUGACCAGCUCCAACGUCGAACCGGUUGACCAGUACAACCCGUUCCCGGUGCAUCCCACAGACAGCCUGGCUACUCACACCACUCCAGCCUCCACCUCCCACUACCAGCCGGCGGUGUUACAGCCGUCCACAGACCCCAGUCCACAGGCGACUGCCUCUGCAGCUCAGGCCAAUCUGCUGAAGCAGCAGGAGGAGCUGGAGAGGAAAGCUGCCCAGCUCGACCGCAGAGAGCAGGAGCUCCAGAGCAGAGGCCCGUCAGGGAAACAGAACAACUGGCCUCCGCUUCCCAAGAGCUUCCCCAUCAAACCGUGUUUCUAUCAGGACUUCUCGGAGGAAAUCCCACCCGAGUCCCAGAGGGUCUGCAAGAUGAUCUACUACCUCUGGAUGUUCAACUGCAUGACUCUGUUCCUCAACCUGCUGGCGUGUUUGGCUCACUUCACCACCAACACGGCCUACGGCACGGACUUUGGCCUCUCCAUCCUGUGGCUCAUCCUCUUCGCGCCCUGCUCCUUCCUCUGCUGGUACCGGCCCGUCUACAAGGCCUUCAAGUCCGACAGCUCCUUCAGCUUCUUCUUCUUCUUCCUGGUGUUUUUCUGCCAAGUGGGGAUCUUCAUCAUCCAGGCCGUGGGCAUCCCCGGGUGGGGGAACAGCGGUUGGCUCUCCGCCUUCACCAUCUUCAGUACGAACAAGGCGGUGGGCGGCAUCAUGAUCAUCGUGGCCAUCCUCUUCACCAUCUGCGCCGUGCUGUCAGUCAUCCUGCUCAAGAUGGUCCACAGCAUGUACCGCCGGACCGGGGCCAGUUUCCAGAAGGCCCAGCAGGAGUUCUCGCAGGGCGUCUUAACCAAUAAAAGCUUCCAAACGGCUGCUUCCGGCGCGGCGUCCUCCGCCGCACAGGAAGCCUUCAGGGGACCCUAACUGACGGAAGACCGAGCCGAGCUCCGGUUAACCGGUCGUCAGAUCGGGACCACCAGGAGACGGGGGGGGGGGGGCUGUUUCGCGGAGUCACAGAGGAAAAACGCAACGAGUUCCCACUGACUCCCAUGACAACAGCCCUCCCCCGUCUUUUGGAGCCAGAGGCUGCACAUUUUAAUCUGGCCGUAUAAUAUGUUUAGACCUUGAGCUCAGGUGAGGCCACACGGUUAGCCUGCCUCCUAUCAGUGCAUGUGUAAAUCCCCCAAAAAAUGUUAACUUUGCUUCUCACGGACUCCGUUUGUGGAAAGCAGUCGAAAAGUCAUGCUGUGUGUGUGUGUGUGUGUGUGUGGUGAAAAGCAUGAAUGAAGUUCACUGAUGGCUAUUUCAGUUUGUCCCGGCUUUGUAUAUUUAAUGUGCACUUUUCUUCUUUGGCAAAGCCCGAUGUGUGUGUGUGUGUGUGUGUGUGUGUGUGGGCAUGCUGAUCACAUGUCUUCACAUGGGCGUAGUAUGCUUUUGUUUCCGUGAUCCUGUAAUAUAAAUAAGAUAAAGUGUUUCUGCUGAAUUCUUUUUUUUUUCCUGUCUUAAAAGUUAUUUCUUUUUUUUUUUUUACUGUUAAACCUUUUUUUUUCGCAAAAAAAAUCAGUCUAAUAUGAAAGAAAAUGAACAGAUGAAUCAUGCAGCUCAUUGUAAUGACUAUUACUGUAUUGUACAUUUUAAAUCUGUUUGGUUAAUUAUUCAAUAAGGACCCACACACACACCCCCAAAUCACUUUGAGAUUGUUCUACGUUUUUAAAACAUGUGCCUUUUGUCUGGAACCAACAUUUUUUUGUGAUCUUUUGCCAAGAGAUCCACAGAGGAAAUCAGAGUGUUUUUGCUUCCAUUAAUUUCCAGCUUGUAUACGGUCAAUUUAAUUGUCAACACAGAGAGAAGAUAAUUUGAUUUCACCCACGGCCAAAUUACUUCUUUUAAAGCAUCUGAUUUGUAGUUUCUCAUCAUACUCGUACUUUUGUUUACACUUUUGAGAGUCGUUUCCAUGGAAACCAAAGCAAUACUAUGACAAUUUUUUUUUUUUUGCUGAUUUCAAAGUAGACUUUUUUUCUUCUUUCUUUUUUUUUAAAGCGCACCAGCAUCACCUGCAUGCAGCUCAGGUGCAUUUCCAUUUGUUUUCCUCUCAUUAAAGACUUUCAAAAGUCUUCCUCUCCAGGACGACGACCUAGCUCUAAAUUAUUUGCGUACCGAUGUAUAUUUUCUACGUGAUUUCUUAAAUCGGAAAAAAAAACAUCCGCGCGUUUGUUUUAAAACUUCCUCUCGGGUGCGACACGCGUAACCUCCUUUUCAACCGCGUCACGUUCCUGCAGCAGAUAUCGGUUUAAUUUAAGGUUGUUUUUUUUGAUCUCGCAUCUUGUAUUGAUUCACACAUCGCUGUAUGCAUUGUUUUUGAGAGAAGAGAAUCUAGUGCCUUUUUUUUGUAUUUCAAUAUUAAAUAUUGCAUCUAAUAAAAAAUGCUUUGCUUUCAUUUAAA
Molecule: messenger RNA, 2608 nt
Organism: Cyclopterus lumpus (lumpfish)
Lineage: Eukaryota; Metazoa; Chordata; Actinopteri; Perciformes; Cyclopteridae
Gene: scamp2
Product: secretory carrier membrane protein 2
Exons: 9
Coding region: 100-1089 (329 amino acids)
Biological process (GO): protein transport
Cellular component (GO): recycling endosome membrane; trans-Golgi network membrane
Source: RefSeq, a predicted model, not a curated record